AUGUCAGGAAUCGCAGACUCGGCCAAGAACCUGACCAGCCCACAGGGCAAGGCCGCCUCACAAUCAGAGCAGACAGAGAAAGCUCCCCAAACCCCACUGAACCAAUCAGCCCCGAGAUCCAUACCAGAUGUCUCUGAAUCGAAUCUGGGGGAGGAGAGCGGCGACAACGAAGGCGAGAUGGUGCCCGCAGCCGGCCGCAUCAACGAUAAAGGAGAAGUAAUCGACGACGACGGAAACACCAUCGGCAAAGUAACGGACGGAGAAGCAUCUAAAUUCAACGGCUACAUCGUCACACAAGAAGGGGAUAUCCUCGACGACGACGGCGGCGUCGUCGGCAAAGCACAGCCCCUGGACGAUGUAGCCUCCGAUCUAAACUAUACCACACGCUCCGCCAAGGACACCGUAACAGGUGAAGGCGACGAGGAACAGCAAGAAGGAGAAGGCGGCAUUGGCGGCGGUCUCGGAAGCGCGUUAGGGGGCGUCGCUAACACCGCGGGCUCUGCUGUCGGUGGAGCUACUGGCGCCGUUGGUGAUGUUGCCAAGGGCACCACUGGGGCUGUUGGUGACACCGUUAAGGGCGCUGCUGAUACCGCUGGUGAGGCCACCGGAACCCAGGACGCGACUGGAGCCGUUGGUGAUACUGCCAAGGGUGUCACGGAUACUGCUGGUGAUGCGGUCGAGGGCGCCACAGAUGCCGUUGGAGAUACCGCUGAAGGUGCAACUGGCGCUGUUGGAGACGCUGCACAAGGCGCGACGGAAGGUGUUGAAGGAGCUGCUCAAGAUACUACGAGCAAAGCCGGAGGCGCUGCCCAGGAUGCGACUGGCGAUGUCGAAGGCAUCGCGCAAGAUGCCACCGGCGAAGCUGGGGAUGCUGUCGAAGAUGCUCAAGAUAAUGUUGAGGGUGCUGCUCAGGACGCAACAGGCGAAGAUGUCCAAGAGGCGACAGGCGCUGUUGAUGAUGCUGCCGAGCGCGCAACAGGAGCUGCUCAAGAGGCAGCUGAAGGCGCUCCUUCAGCUGACCUUGGCUCCAAGGCACAAGGACUGACUGAACAGGCCCCCAUCCCUGAGGCCGACCUCCCAAACAUCCCUUCAUUGCCACCUUCAGUCAGAAAUAGAGUCAUUGCUCUAUUUGACGGCCCUUUCACCAUUGCAGACGGCGGAAAGGUCAAAGACCAAUCUGGCCAGGUGUUGGGCAAACUGUCAGCUGGCUCUGAUAUUCAGGAUCUCGUCGGUAAGAAUGUCAAGGGUAUCGAUGAAGAAGGAAACCUACUAGGCGAGAACGACACAGUUCUCGGCAAGAUCGACAUUGCACCAGAGGGAUCCAUGGCUGAAAAGGUCAAGAAAGAUGUCCCCGAGGCAGCAGACCGAUUGAAUGCCCUAGAGGAGGUUCAUAAGGCAGCACCCAUUCAAAUCCCAUCUUUCGCACCCUCAGUUGCCGAUAAGGUCAUCGCCAUGUUCCAGAGCCCUUUCAACAUCAACGAGAACGGCCAGGUGACCGACCAGAAUGGCAGAAUUCUGGGUAAGCUGGCUGAAGGACAGGACUACCACAGCCUAAUCGGCAAGGAUAUUAAGGGCAUCAAUGAGCACGGUCAACUUCUAGGAGACAACGAUACUGAACUCGGAAAGGUCAACCUCGUGCCUGAAGGCAGCAUCGUUGAACGCAUCAAGGAUGAAGUUCCAGAUGCUGCUGGGCGCCUAGAUGCCAUCGACGCCGCCAAGGAACAGGCUCAAGGUGGCGAGGGUGAACUCCCCGAUAUCUCUAUCCUUGAAGGUCUCAAAAUCAACAAGAUGGGCAAUGUCAUUGACCGAGACGGCAAUGUUGUCGGCAAGGUAAAGGAAGGUUCAGACUUGAAGAAGAUGGUUGGCCGGAUGCCCGACAAGAGCGGCAAAGUCUGGGAUGACCGCGGUAAUGUCAUCGGCGAGGUCGAGGUCCUACCAGAGCCCGAAAAGAGCGAACCUUCUGGUCCUUUCGAGGACUUCCCUGACGCGACUGUCGACAAGAACGGCAAGGUCAUUUUCGAGGGUCGCCAGGUCGGCGUUGUUGUCGGCGAUGACUGGCAGAACCUCAUCGGAAAGAAGGUCGAUGCCGAUGGUGACAUUCUAGAUAAGAAUGGCAACGUCAUUGGCCACGCUGAGCGCCAGGAAGAGGAAGAGCCACAAGAGCCUGAAGAGGCGCCCAUUGACUACUCCGUCCUCAAGGACAAGAAGGUCAACAAGCUCGGCAACGUCGUCGAUGACAAGGGUCAAGUCUGGGGCCAAGUAGUGCAAGGUAUCGUCAAACACCUGGCCGGUAAGAGGGUCGGCGACAACGGCGAGAUCUUCAACGACGCCGGAAAGGUCAUCGGCAAAGCCGAGCCCAUCCCAGACAGCGAGCGCGAGGAAGCCGAGGAGCCCUCACCAUUCGAAGACUUCCCCGGUGCUACCGUCGGCGACGACGGCGCUGUUUUGUUCAACGGCGAGCAGGUCGGUAUCGUGGUCGAGGGUGAUAUCAAGAAGCUCAAGGGCAAGCAAGUCGAUGCCGACGGCGAUAUCCUAGACCGCGCCGGUAACAAGCUAGGCCGCGCUGAACGCUGGGAGCCUGAACCUGAACCCGAAGAGGAGCAGAUCGACAUGUCUUCCCUCGCAGGCAAGCGCAUCAACAAAGCCGGAAACGCCGUUGACUCGCACGGCGAUAUUUACGGUCGCGUUAUCGAGGGCGCGUUACCCCGCCUUAUCGGAAAGAUGUGCGACAAGAACGGCUUCAUCCGCAACGAGGCCGGCGACGUCAUCGGCAAGUGCGAGCUCGUCCCUGAGGCUGAGCGCGAAGGCAUGAAGGAGGGUCCCUUCGCCGAACUCGAGGGAUGCGUCGUCACGAAAGAGGGCAAAGUCACCUCCGCCAACGGCCAAGUCGUCGGCCGCCUCGUCUCCGGCGACCCACAUGUCCUAGCGGGCCGUCCAGUCGACGCCGACGGCGACAUCCUCGACAAGAACGGCAACGUCCUCGGCCACGCCGAGCGGUGGGAGGAGCCCGAGGUCGAGAAGGACGUCAGCCCCAUGUCCGGCCGCAAGGUCAACCGCGAGGGCAACGUCGUCGGCGAGGACGGCGACAUCAUCGGCAAGCUUACGUCCGGCGAGCUGAGCGAGUGCGCGGGCAAGAAGAUCGACGACGACGCCGACGUGAUCGAUCAGAAGGGCAAUGUCCUCGGCCACUGCUCGCUGCUCAGCGAGAUCCCCGACGAGCCUGAGCCCGAGCCCGAGGAGACCGAGGAAGAGCGCCAGGCACGUCUGCAGCGGGAGCAGGAUGCUAAGAUCGCGGGCCAGAUCGCGUACUGCAUUGAACAAUCGCUUGAUAAGAUCAAGCCUAUCUGCCGUAUGAUCGCAGAGGCCAUCAACAUCGAAGAAGCCAAAUCCGAAGAAGACCGCGACGAAGAAGAGCUCGUGAACAAAGUGCGCCCACUCAUCGAAGAAGGCGGCAAGAUCCUGACGGAAGCCAACGGCGUGAUCCGCGGCCUGGACCCAGACGGCCGAAUCUCCGCCCAAGCCAAGCACCGCUCGGCCGGGCACGAAGCCACGCCCGAGGAAUACCAUCUCGCCGAGCUCCUGAAGGAACUCACAGGGACCGUGACGGAGACCAUCGAGAACGCGAAGCGCAAGCUCGAGAACCUGCCCAAGGCGAAGAAGAAGAUCAACCCCCUCUGGGGCCUCCUCUCCGAGCCCCUGUUCCAGAUCAUCGCCGCCGUCGGAUUAUUGCUCAGCGGCGUGCUGGGGCUCGUGGGCAAGUUGCUGAACGGGCUCGGCCUGGGCAAUCUCGUGGGGAACUUGUUGGGCGGUCUGGGAAUUAGUAAGGUCCUUGACGGGCUUGGACUGGGCACCGUCUUGAGUCCUAUUACGGGCGGUAGCAAGAAGAAAUAGAGGCGUGAUUUUCUUCACGGGAAUGAGUACGCUUUGCGCUUAAUACUUCUUACGAAUUUUUGGGAUGUUUACUUCUACUUGGGAUAUUAAUGUCAGAUGGGGGUUUUCUUACAUAUUUUCUUCUGGGAAUCUGGGAUUGGAAAUUCAAAAUAGUUACGGGUUUUACGAGUUAUAUGAUGUACUGUCAUGUAUAGGUUUCAUUUCAUCUAUCUAUUUCCUUUUGUCAAAGUCAGAAUUUCAUUACAUACUGUACUAUAAUCAAUGUAUCUAGUAUUCAUCAAAAUUUCCUCUUAUGUUCAAAGACAUCAUCCAAAUUAUCGCCUAGUGAUCUCACGAUGGUAUCCCACGAUGAUAACGAGCCCGCACACAUCUACC
Molecule: messenger RNA, 4266 nt
Organism: Xylaria bambusicola
Lineage: Eukaryota; Fungi; Ascomycota; Sordariomycetes; Xylariales; Xylariaceae
Exons: 2
Coding region: 1-3891 (1296 amino acids)
Source: RefSeq, a predicted model, not a curated record